Alnus glutinosa is the source of this 1981-nucleotide messenger RNA. Its product is annotated as kinetochore-associated protein KNL-2 homolog. The record is from RefSeq and is a predicted model, not a curated record. The transcript has 9 exons. NCBI's taxonomy places the organism in Eukaryota, Viridiplantae, Streptophyta, Magnoliopsida, Fagales, Betulaceae. The coding region runs from base 295 to 1794 and encodes 499 amino acids.
UCAGUUGGAAGAAGAAAUCAGGGGCAAAAGUUUGCUCAGUGACUCAGAGCUCGGUAUAGGACAUUCAGCAUCUAUUGACAGCGGGGACUAAGAUCGUCGCUGUGGGAAGAAACUACGCCGCUCAUGCCGCCGUCCCCAAGGCUUUACAGCCCAUCCGGAUAGGAGGUAUUCUCUUGUGUAAAUGGUUAUGUCAUGGGCGGCAACAUUUCAUAUCUCAAUUCCAAAUUCUUCAAACACCAUGGAUAAAGGAAAUUGAAAUAGAAAACCGGUUGAGCUCACUCUCCCCAACAGUUAAUGCCCAUGGCUUCUACUUCUGGUUUCAACCAAACCGACACCAACGCUGGCUCAUCCUCUUACUUCCAGAAAACAGUGUGCUUGCACGAUUGGUGGUUGAUAAAAGCUGGAAAGGACUUCGAAGGGAAACGACUAGCCGUUGCGGGGUUUACAUCCAGAGAACAACAAGCUAUGCGAGUGUUUUCCUCGGCACCUAUAGUCAAUAGAUACGAUGUUUUUACGCUGGAGACAGCCGACGGGAUAUGUGUAGUGCUGAAUGGGUUUGUUAACAAGCAGCGCACUAACGAUAAUGGGUUUCCCUCCACGAUUUUUAGUCAUUUCGUGUUUGGCUUUCCUCCUGACUGGGAAGAAUGUGCUGCAAAGCUCUUGGAAGGAGAUUCUUCCACUGAUGUUCUUUCAGGAAGUACCUCUGAUUUAGAGGAGUUUGCCACUCAUCCAGAAAUUGCAGGCGAGAAAACUGUUAGUCCAUCUUCAGAACAAACUCCGAAUAAUCAUGAACAGGUUACUCAUGAAGAUAAGCAUGACAUUGAAGCUCUAAAAGGUUGUUCUCAUAAUGCCAGAUUGCGGAAUUUGAAAGGCAACCUGAAGAAUGACCCAGAAUCUAGAUGUUAUGUGAAGCAUAAAAACAAAAAGUUGAGUCCCAAAUCAGAGACAUUUGAAAACCCAGAUGGAGCAAAAGCGAAGAGUUCAUCAGGUACCUCCAAUCAAUCCAAGGGCCAAAAGAUGGAAGGAAAGGGCCGAAUGUUGGAAAAAUUGUCAGUGAAUGUACAAAGCAAACAGAAGGAAGAGAAAUGGGCAGGCAAUGGGUUGAAAGGCACAAGAAAUAAGAUAAAUUCCGUUCUGUUGGUCUCUGAUGAUGUGAGCAAUAUUUUACAAAAUAACAGCUCUGAAUUUGAGGGCAUUGAUAUCUCCAGUCUGCCUGCUGAUGAAGUUCAAGAGCCAUUGCAUGAGAACAUCAUAAGAAAGAAAGGUGCUGAGCACGUCAAAGAUGGUUCAGUGCAGAAUUCUGCUGCCAAAAGCGUGCUAAACUGUGGAAACAUUAUGACUCAAGGUGGUAUGCAGGCAAGGAACAAUAAUUCAGCUAGGUCUCCCAUUGGGCGUGUUAAUAAAAAUCAUACAAAGGACUUGAAGAAUGCAGUAGAUGAAGGAAAAAGCGAUGCUAAAGAACAAAGCACGAGCAGAAAGAAAAUAUUUAUUGUUUCUCCAGAAUCUUUGAGUUUUGGACGAUCUAGGUCAGGGAGAAUACUUCUGCCGACCUUGCAAUUCUGGCGCAAUCAACUGCCAGUUUAUGAUGCGGAUCGUAAAAUCACUGGAAUUAAGGAUGAGGUGGCUGUGAUAGGAACAUCAAGAGGUUUUGGAAAUCAGUUCAAGUGGAGCAAGAUGUAUCGACGUAGGGGAGUGGACUUUCUUGGGUUUUUUGUUUUUCUAAAUUUAACCCCUUUUUUUUGGUCAGAUGAUAGGAAUUUGAAGCUCAUGGCGUCUACUCCAUUGCGGUUGUGAUUUAGCCAAGACACCAAUUGUUUGUUAAUCUGUUGAAUUCCUGGUUCAUAUAUACAACAACACAGUCACGCUAAUGAAGUAGGCUUUAAGAUUGCAGGCACAUUUUGGAGGAUGAUUUUUUGCUCGAAACUUAUUACAAGCCAUCAUAGAGAAACUAUUGUUGGAGUCAACUCAUUUUACGUAGAUA